Messenger RNA from Mugil cephalus (flathead mullet), 3681 nucleotides. RefSeq names its product empty spiracles homeobox 3 (gene emx3). Gene Ontology annotation, molecular function: DNA binding; DNA-binding transcription factor activity, RNA polymerase II-specific. The transcript has 3 exons. Gene Ontology annotation, biological process: brain development; central nervous system development; regulation of DNA-templated transcription. The record is from RefSeq and is a predicted model, not a curated record. The coding region runs from base 391 to 1113 and encodes 240 amino acids. NCBI's taxonomy places the organism in Eukaryota, Metazoa, Chordata, Actinopteri, Mugiliformes, Mugilidae.
GCUCAGACUCCAGCAUGUGGCGGCAGGAGGCGAGAGGAGACACCGAUUGAUCCGAGCUCCGCUCCCCGCCGCUCUCCGCUCCUUCCCGGCUUCAGCUGCGAGGAUCCGCGCUGCGUGCGGCUCCUUCUCCCCGGAGACUCUGACAGGAGUUUGUGAUUUCUUCCUUCGUUUUCUUUUAUUAUUACCGAGAGAAGCAGCGCAGCGGAGACGCCGCCAAGGACACAGGUGUGAGGAAACUUCAUCCGCCUCCAGGUGCGCGGAGCCCGGAUUAGUGCGUCUUUACGCACCGGCGAACUGUGGCGGAGAGUUAUGGGGAGACUGGGAGCGUGAGGAGGAGCGGGGCCACUAGUUCUUCAUCUUCAUCUUAAUCCUCAGCCUCAGCUGUCAAACAUGUUCCAGCACAGCAGCAACAAGAAAUGCUUCACCAUCGAGUCUCUGGUCGGGAAGGAGGCGAACGGCCACGGCGGCGGCUCCGGGGACGAGCCCAUCCGGCCCACGGCGCUGCGCUUCCCGGACUCCCUGCACCCGGCCGCCGGUGUCUUCGGCUCCUGCUUCCAGGGGGGCAGCGGGAGGACUUUGUUCUCGGCGGGGCCGGACAUGGUGCUGCAGGAGCCCGGGACGCACUCGCAGGGCCACGGAGGUCUCCCGCUCCACCCGCUGCAGAUCCCGCCUCAGAGCUUCUUCAGCCCGCAGCACCGGGACGCGCUCAGCUUCUACCCGUGGGUCCUGCGGAGCCGCUACCUGGGACACCGCUUCCAAGGUGAGGACAACAGUCCAGAGAACCUGCUGCUCCACGGUCCGUUCUCCAGGAAACCCAAACGGAUCCGGACGGCGUUCUCUCCGUCUCAGCUGCUUCGCCUGGAACGAGCCUUCGAGAAGAACCACUACGUAGUCGGAGCCGAGAGGAAGCAGCUGGCAAGUGGGCUGUGUCUGACUGAGACACAGGUCAAAGUUUGGUUUCAGAACCGCAGGACGAAGCACAAGCGUCAGAAGCUGGAGGAAGAGUCUCCGGAGGCUCAGCAGAAGAGGAAGGGAAGUCAACACGUCAGCCGCUGGAGGGCGGCCACGCAGCAGCCCGGCGGCGAGGACGUGGACGUCCUCAGUGACGACUAGACGCCAGCGAACGCAUCGUGAUGUGUUUACUGACUGGACGCCAGCGAACGCACCGUGAUGUGUUUACUGACUGGACGCCAGCGAACGCACCGUGAUGUGUUUACUGACUAGACGCCAGCGAACGCACCGUGGUGUGUUUACUGACGAGACGCCAGCGAACGCACCGUGAUGUGUUUACUGACGAGACGCCAGCGAACGCACCACCACAGGCUCGGACACUAAACCAUGAAGUCAGGAAACACGACGUCAAACAUGUGGAACAUCUCAGAACUUUCAUCUGAAAACGGAUUUAAACACGACCGUGUGACCCUGAACGCACCAUGCUGCAUUCACUGACUAAACCGUCACAUACUCAAACCUGCCAUGAAGUCAGGAAACGUCAAACAUCUGGACCGAUGAGACGUUUUAUCUGAACAGAUUUAAACACUGGACACAUCACGUCUUCUCCGCUUCAUGUUUCAGCCUCUAAAAACAAAACCCACCACGUUUUUAAAGCCCUGAUUAAAACUAAAGUACUUAAAAUGAACUCUGGGUUAUGUUGGGAAACACAGACACAGAAACAAUCGUCCUGCAGCUCAGAGGAGUUCAUGUAGCUUUGAAUCAUUUCAAUCAUUCAAACUAAACUGAAACAUGUUACAUUAAUGUGAAUGUAAGAAAAAGUCAAAAACACUGAGAGUUUCAGCGACAGGAUGAUGUUUAAAAGUUUCUAAAAGGACCUGAUGUGAAGUUAGAGUCUGGAUGAGCUGCAGGAAACGAAUGCAUUUAGAGUCUGGAGCAGGAAAAUGUUGAAUUGGUUCCCUAAAAGCCUUUAAAAUAAGCUGAUAUAAACACACGUACUGUUCGUCCAUAUGACGAACACUGAGCUCGACGUCUCGUUACAGACGGAGACAAAAGAGGAACGACUGUUUUACUGAAAUGUCCUGGUGGAGUUGGACAGACGAGGAUCUGAAGCGUCCAAGAAGCGAAGCGUUGUCUGGGCCGACGAACACGCGACGACGCCAGAGUCUGGAGAAUAAAACCGAGACCACGUCUGUCUGCAGCAGAGGAGGAGGAAAAGAAAAGUUCUCUGUCUGUGAACUCAUCCACAUCCCAGAGCUGCUUCUUCUCAGGAGGAAUAAUAAAAAGAAACAAAACUUCUUUUUUCUUUGUGGCAGCUCUGAACCUAAAACAAGUAGAAACUGAUAAAAAUCACUUUUCACUCAUCGGACCAAGUUGUUGCUUUGAGUCUUUGAGGAGUUUCUUUUUUUUUUGAGAAGAAGUUCAUCAGUUAGCGUCCGCCGCUAACCCGCUAGCUACCGUGCGUUUACAUGCGCAGCUACAGCAACUAAACCAGAUUAAGUCUGAAAUCAGAUCAGGACGGUGACGCCUGCAGGACGAGACACAGAAUCUGGAAAUAUUCAAGAUUUUCCUCCUUGUCAACAAACGAACCAACAACCUGACGCCUCUAAACAUUUCACUGAUGAAUGUUCUGAUUUAAACAUUAUUCAGUGACUCUAAGGGCUUUUUAUUAUUAUAAUAAAUAAAAAUCCCACGUGAUAUUUAGGACAUUUACUUAAAGACUUUAAACGGUUUCAUUUUAUUUAUUAUUUCUUUCUUUUUAUAUAAUUAAAUAAAUAAAUAAAAUGUUGUCACAUUGAAUAAAAUAAAAUAAAAUGCUACAAGACACGUGUUUACAAAAACGUAUAAAUUAAGAAAAAAUCAGUGGCUGAUUCUAGAGACUAAUUCACAUAAAAAAAUCACACAAUAUUUAGGAUUUUCAUUUUAUCUGGAAAUAUAGAUGAACGGAAAAACACCACACAGACCUUUAAUUUAUCAUUAUUAAUAAAAUGUAAUUAAAUAAAAGAUUGGAACAAUUGUCAGAGGCGGUUUAAUCCACAUUUAUUAUUAAGAGCUUCUGUUUUAUGGCACUAAUUUACAAUUACAUCAAUGAAAGUUAACGUUUCAGAACGUGAUUGUUUUUUAUUCAUAAUCAUCCAAAUAAAAAGAAAAUAUUCAUUUGGGAAAAUAAAACAACAUUUUAACUUCUUAGCAAAAAAGAAAUAAAAGAAAAGGCUCAAUUAUUCACAUUAUUAUCGGAUGUUAAAAAAAACGGAUUAAAAUAAACGACGUUGAGGACUAUUUUCAGCGGCGGAUUAAUUCAUGAAUUCAUUAAUUAAUUACAGAGUUUCUGAGUUAAUUCUGCUCAACUUAAAGGUUUGUUGACACUGAGGAAAAGAAGAUUAAUUAAUGAUUUAAUUUCCUGCUGACUCCGUUCAGACUCUUUCUUCUCAGUUCGCUUCACUUCUCACUCCGCUGGUUGUUUCUUUGUGUUUCUGGGGAAAAUGUAGGUAUUUAUGUAAAAAAAGAAAAAAAAAGGAAAGUAAAGUAUUCUAUGCAUCUGGCGUGUAAAUAAUGAUGAUAAUAAUAAUAAUGUGUGGACUGUUUGUUUUCUUCAUUUGUUUCACUCACAGCAUCAGUUCGGUUUAUUUCUUCUUCCUGGACACAGUUACCUCAUCACCUCCUUAUGUAGCACUUCUUCUUCUCCUUCUUCUUUUUCUUCUUCUUCUUCUUCUUCUUCUUCUUCUUCUU